CCGCUCCUCCUCCUCCUCUUCCUGGGUUCCUCCGCCGCUGCCGGCCGGCUGCGCGCUCUGCUCUUCCAGCACUGCGGACCACAGCAACCAUGGCCGACAUCAAGACGGGCAUCUUCGCCAAGAACGUGCAGAAGAGACUCAACCGCGCGCAGGAAAAGGUCCUCCAGAAGCUGGGGAAAGCUGAUGAAACAAAAGACGAACAGUUUGAAGAAUAUGUCCAGAAUUUCAAACGGCAAGAGGCAGAGGGUACCAGACUGCAGCGAGAACUCCGGGGAUAUUUAGCAGCCAUCAAAGGCAUGCAGGAGGCAUCAAUGAAGCUCACUGAGUCACUGCAUGAAGUCUACGAGCCAGACUGGUACGGACGGGAAGAUGUAAAGAUGGUUGGUGAGAAAUGUGAUGUGCUGUGGGAAGACUUCCAUCAAAAACUCGUGGAUGGGUCCUUGCUGACACUGGACACCUACCUCGGCCAAUUUCCUGACAUAAAGAAUCGCAUUGCUAAGCGCAGCAGGAAGCUCGUGGAUUACGACAGUGCCCGCCAUCACCUGGAGGCUCUGCAGAGUUCCAAGCGUAAGGAUGAGAGCCGGAUCUCUAAGGCAGAAGAGGAGUUUCAGAAAGCACAGAAAGUGUUUGAAGAGUUCAAUGUUGACUUACAAGAAGAGCUACCGUCAUUGUGGUCAAGACGAGUUGGCUUUUACGUCAAUACUUUCAAAAAUGUCUCCAGCCUUGAAGCCAAGUUUCACAAGGAAAUUGCUGUGCUUUGCCACAAACUCUAUGAAGUCAUGACGAAACUGGGUGAGCAGCACGCUGACAAGGCCUUCAGCAUUCAAGGAGCGCCCAGUGAUUCAGGUCCUCUUCGUAUUGCAAAGACACCGUCACCCCCAGAGGAGCCUUCACCCCUGCCCAGUCCAACGGCUAGUCCCAACCACACACUAGCACCUGCAUCUCCUGCCCCAGUGCGACCCAGAUCACCUUCACAGACAAGGAAAGGGCCUCCUGUCCCACCUCUGCCUAAAGUCACCCCAACAAAGGAGCUGCAGCAGGAGAACAUCAUCAAUUUCUUUGAGGACAACUUUGUUCCAGAAAUUAAUGUGACAACACCUUCCCAGAACGAAGUCCUGGAGGUGAAGAAGGAGGAGACUUUGCUGGAUCUGGACUUUGACCCUUUCAAGCCCGAGGUGGCUCCUGCAGGUUCCGCUGUGGCGACACACUCACCCAUGUCUCAGACGUUGCCCUGGGACUUGUGGACAACGACAAGCACUGAUUUGGUACAACCGGCUUCUGGGGGUUCAUUUAAUGGCUUUACGCAGCCCCAGGACACUUCUUUAUUUACCAUGCAGGCAGAUCAGAAUAUGGUAGGUGGUUUGGCUGAAACUGAACAGGCUCUAUCCACAGAGCCCCAAGCAGAGGAGCCUCCUGCCACGGCUGCUGCACCUGCUGCUGGGCUGGACCUUGGACUAGAGAUGGAGGAGCCAAAGGAGGAGGCAGUGAUCCCUCCAGGAACAGAUGCUAAUGAGACUGUGGAAACUACAGUGCCCACUGAUGGGGAAGCAGAGGCAGAAAAGUCAGUCAUUCCUGCUGAAGAAGGAGAAAGUCUAGAGGGAUCCAAAAUAGAUGCUGAAGGCCCUGAGGUUGCAAGCGGCCAGAGUCCUCAAACAGCAGAGCCUGAAUCGGCUGCUACUCAGGAGAAGGUCAUCCCUUCUGUUGUCAUUGAGCCAGCCUCCAACCAUGAAGGGGAAGGAGAACACCUCGACACCACUGUGGGUGCCGAAACGAGGGCGGCCACUGAGGAUGUGGCUCCUCAAGGCCCAGCGGGGGAGAAGCAGGACCUGGCUACAGAGCCCACGCCUCUGGAUUCUCAGGCUGCUGCACCUGCGCUGGCAGGGGCUGUGGAUUCCUCGCUGUCCGCAGGGGAUGCUGCUCAGGAACUGCCUCCUGGCUUUCUCUACAAGGUGGAAACCCUGCAUGAUUUCGAGGCGGCAAAUUCCGAUGAGCUUACCCUGCAGAGGGGUGAUGUGGUGCUCGUGGUCCCCUCAGACUCAGAAGCCGACCAGGACGCAGGCUGGUUGGUGGGAGUGAAGGAGUCAGACUGGCUUCAGCACAGAGACCUGGCCGCUUACAAAGGCCUCUUCCCAGAGAACUUCACCCGACGCCUGGAGUAGGGCUGCGGAUGGUGCAAAAAAAAAAAAAAAAAAAAAAAAAGAGUCACGUGACUGGGUUUUUAAACCUUCGUGAAAUGCGGAAGAGUUCACUUUUGCUACUACACUCUUAACGAUUGACAGACUGGUGCCAGAUAACCCUUGGGAAGACGGAUCAAUAGAAAAUGUAUGAAAAAACUGUAAGAAGGGGAAAUAGCAAAUUAAGGGGGGGAAAAACCCUUAUUUUGUUCCCUGUGUUCAAUAGAGGUUGAUUUGUGCUUUGUCAAACUGUGAACACUGGUACUCGAUCCCCCCUCCCACCAAGUCUAAAGUAGCUUUCUCCAGACGGGACAUUGACUUCUUUGCAUCAAGUGUGUGGUGUCCAGUGGCUGCCCUGCAGAUGUGAUGAGUUAUCUUGUAGAAAGACCGUCAUCUUACUUCCUUGCCCGGCGUGAGCACGUGCUCUCUUUCCCUUCCAAGUUUACCGCGUUUAAAACUAAACAGCUGCAAACAUUCUUAACCGUCUUCUCCCAUCACCUCUAUAUACAUACGUAUGGACGCACAGUCGCCCAAGCUAGUUCCCAUUGCCUGCCGGACCUAUGUGUAUGCAGAUGGCUACAUAUGCAUAGCUGAUCCCUUCCUUCCCUUUCCACUGUAGCUCUUCGCCUCUAAGUGUCAUCGAUACACGCAUUGCUCUUAUUCCGUCUGGCAUUACAGCUGCAGUUUUGCCUCGGUGCAAAACCACUCAUCCCAUUGCCAAAACAGCUGACAGUGUCUGUGUGUGUUGUGUGCCGUUUUCAGGAUGAUGUAACAGAUAGCACGUCCAUGCUGCUGCCCCUUUGGAGAGAGCGGGACCUGGCUGUGUGGCUGCCCAGCUGCUGCGUCCAGAUAAAUACAAGAUCCGGACCAGCAACUAUGCAGUCAUCACUUCUGCCUUUAUGUGAUUGGCUAGCCGAGGGAGGGGGGCAGAAGGACCUAUUUACAAAAAGCUCCUAUAUACUUCCACGUUAUAUUUAUGCAGCUCAUCUUCACAGAUCAUUCUAAAAUGAACGAGGUGAUGUAUGCCGUACCACAAACCAUCUGUAACAGUUGUGUUCUCAGUGCUGUGUCAUUCCAAAUAAACCUUUGGUAAUCUCCAAGUCACACUGA
Messenger RNA from Meriones unguiculatus (Mongolian gerbil), 3284 nucleotides. RefSeq names its product amphiphysin (gene Amph). The record is from RefSeq and is a predicted model, not a curated record. The coding region runs from base 90 to 2159 and encodes 689 amino acids. Gene Ontology annotation, biological process: synaptic vesicle endocytosis. Gene Ontology annotation, molecular function: phospholipid binding; protein binding. Lineage: Eukaryota; Metazoa; Chordata; Mammalia; Rodentia; Muridae. Gene Ontology annotation, cellular component: cytoplasm; synaptic vesicle; plasma membrane. The transcript is spliced from 21 exons.